Molecule: messenger RNA, 4022 nt
Organism: Coregonus sp. 'balchen'
Lineage: Eukaryota; Metazoa; Chordata; Actinopteri; Salmoniformes; Salmonidae
Source: the annotation of a GenBank genome assembly
GAGACUCAGCGCUUGAUGGCUGAGCCCGUCCCAGGCAUUAAGGCGGAGCCUGACGAAGGGAACGCCCGCUACUUCCAUGUGGUCAUCGCCGGGCCCCAGGACUCGCCCUUCGAAGGUGGCACGUUUAAACUUGAACUCUUUCUCCCCGAGGAAUACCCCAUGGCAGCUCCAAAAGUACGCUUUAUGACCAAAAUAUACCACCCCAACGUAGACAAGCUGGGAAGAAUAUGUCUAGACAUCUUGAAAGGUAAGAAACGCUUGACACUUCGUUUUGCACCAACAUGGUAGCCCGGUAUCCUAACUGACCCUCAUUAACCGGUCAACAAACAGUAAAAUGAAGUGGCCAACAGAAAAUACUAUCAGAGAUCUGUAUAUAAUGACGAGAUGUUUGUUUCCACCCUAACAAUGGGAGUCGUCCCAAGGCAGGAAAAGCAGGCGACAAGCUUAGGCCCAAAAUAAGCCCAUAGCAACGCAUUGGACUUAUUUUAGGCAGAUUUUGGCGAGAGUGAAACCUCUCGCUUUGUCUCUUCCUCUCUGAUACUAUGCGUGCAUACAAGGACCGGACAUUUUUCAUGAAGAGCUUAAUGGAAACAUGCAGCGUUAGCAAGCCUAUCGUCUUACAGUCAGAAGGCUAUAGCCUAUUAUUGAACAUACAACUCCUGAAGCAGCUAAUAAAAUGUAAUUUUCAAACAUUUGCCAAAAUGCAAUUCGCGGAAAACAGUUCUAAACAGCACACCUAAUGCAAACAGUUCCAUAUGUGACAGAUAUUAAAAUCUCUGUUAGAAACUUAGAAAGAGAGGGAAUCUAAUAGCAACUACUUUGAUAGGUUGCAAGUAUGACUAGGAUUGUGCCUUUGGCUUCUGGACAACGAAAGAAAGUUGAUAUGAAAACCAAUAGAACAGGAGUGAAAGGCUGGUUAAUGGCAUAAGGAAUAAAUAAAUAAAAUAAUUUCCUUCUAUGGAUGGAUUUUCGCAAGGCUACUUUGAAGCAAGGUAAGACAUGCCUCAUUAUUUGAAGUAAAGUAAAACGUUCAGGUUUCAAACAAUUUUACUGCCUCAAGCUCACAUUGCAAAGUGGUGGGUGACACGCUGAUAGUCAACGGUAGGCAGGCUACAAACUUUGGGACAAGGGUGGAGAAUCAGAACGCAUCCGAAUGGGAGGUGCGCUUUACGAGUUGAGAUUGAGAAAUAGAAAUGGCUCCUCUUAAUAGUGGCCACCAAAGUUAUCUGAUUCUAGGUCUGACAUUUAGGGAUGUCUACCUUUCUGGAAAUAUCACGAUAUAUUUGAUAUUGAUGGGGGGGGAAAUCGAUAGUUAAAUAUCAGGAUAUUCAUUUUUGAUAUUUUCAAUAUCACAAUAUUAUUUUCACGCUAGUUGGCUGUACCUGCACCAAAACUGCAGUAUUUUACCUUCAUAGCUUGUUCUCCUUCUUUUUAAAUAGGGAGCCAAUUUGUUUUCAGCACUUUUAUUUAUUUAAAAUUGGUUUUCUCAUGGCUCCCUCUUGUCCCUCUGCAGCAGACAUCUGAAACAUAGAACAUCAGCUCCAAAGUAUCAUGAUAAUAUCAUAUCCUGAGGUCCCUGGCAAUUCCCAACCCUAAUAUUUGACCUGUUUUAUCAUCAAAAGUAUCUAUGUACAAUCCAGUUAGUCUUAUCAGGUGACUGAUAACCGAUACUGGGGAUAUGGGACAGCUUUAACUGUCUCACACUGCUGCACCUGCUCUGUUUCUCUGUCAGACACGUCAGUGAGUUCAGGCUCAUUAGUGGGACAGUCCUGGGCAUUGUUUCCUGCCAUAUCCCCAUUGCGUUAGAAUCAUGUUUGGCCUGCGAGCACUAUGAGGGAUUUGCCUUUUUAAUCUCGCUCAAAAGAUCAAUGGCCUCUCCGAUUACACUUUUGACCUCUCACUCAAACCGCAUCUCCCCAUUUCUGCGACAUGCCACUAACUGCCACAUCACUCAAAAUAGAAACAUUGCUCAAACCUCUCUCCUUCUGCCUCCCUCACUUUCUCCCCCUCGUUUGUCCUUUUUUUGUUCUUAUCAAAUCUCUUCACAGAUAAAUGGUCUCCAGCCUUGCAGAUCCGUACAGUCCUGCUAUCAAUCCAGGCAUUACUAAGUGCUCCCAACCCUGAUGAUCCUCUAGCGAAUGACGUUGCAGAGCAGUGGAAGUCCAAUGAAGCUCAAGCCAUAGAGACGGGUAAGUCUAGAUGAAGCCCGGCUCUGAGGGGAGAGGCUAUAAGGACACUCAUGACCUGCAAAACGACUAACUAAAACUGACCCUUACCUUAACCUAAUUUUAACCAAUUCUGAAAUUAAAUAUAGUUUUGCAGGUCAGGAGUAUCCGUAUAGCCUUUUCCGGCUCUGAGCAGUAAACUCCUCCACAGUGCACUCCUCACCACCCCCACUUGCCUGGGUCAUGUUCGUUAUGGCAUGCAAUGGAAACGUUAAAAUGUUUCGCAACAGAAAGGGAAAAUGAACUAUUAUUUUUAGACUAGUCCGGGUAAUCCCUCCCUGUUUCAGUCUGUUUUAUUGUGUGGUGCCCAAUGAACACAACCCUGUUCAAAUGUUACUUGUAGCUCAGACUCUAAAUGUAGCCUACAAUUCAGCCAAUCCAACACUGAAUCAUAUUGUUGCAGAUGCUCUAUCUUGCUGGUAACUUUAGAUGCUACAUCUAAUGAAGUCAUGACUUCCUUUGAUAAACAUUUAAUUGUUAUAUUGUAGCUUUUUCACUCUGUAGCCUAUCAUGCAAAGCAAGUACAAAUGUGACAAAGUUACAACUUGAAGCCUCAAGGAUUCUACCGUAAGACUAAUAAUUAGCUAACUCACCAGUCACCACAGCAUUUAGUUUUUUUAGAACAGAUUAUAAUGGACCUAGUCUUGCUUUCUGACCUCAUCUCUCGUCCUCAUUUUGUGUUGCAGCCCGGACAUGGACCAGGCUUUACGCUCAAAACAACAUAGAAGUGUAGAAAACGCAAAACAAGCGGAAAGAAACCGAGCAGGAAGUCAGUGUGAACACACACACCUCAUUUCUGCCAAGACCUCUUCUUCUUCCUACUUCAUUUGCAUUUAAAGGACACUGUCUUGAAGAGAAAAAAAGCUAUUAUUAUAAUAAAAUAAACAUUUAAGGAAUAUAUUAAAAAGGAGGAAAAAGACAAGUAAAUGUUGUGAUUUUAAAUGCACAUAAGAGAAACUUGACUUGUCUUUGUCAUAACUCACUACUGUUCAGCUGCAUGGGCAGCCAGGGUUAAGAUCUAACUCACCACCUGGCUUUCUUUUUCCAUUGAUUUGGGAGGAAACCGCCAACCUCUGCUUUUAACUAGCUUCGUACAGAAAAUAAAAAAACGAAGUGUUUGUCUGUCCCAUGUUUUUUUCUGAGGGGGUAGGGUGUAGGGAGACAGUGGGGGUUCUUGUCCAAGAUGGGCAAACCUUUUUUAACUUUUCUUUUAACUUGGUUUUCUCUUGUGAUGCUGGUUGUUUAUUGAAAUCCGCUGAUUAGCCCACGUAGUAGACACACCCUUUGAGACAGACUAUGGAUGGACUCAUUCCCCUGUAGAAGGCCUAGCCGCAAAACAACAUCAACACAGCGCCUGCUAAACCACUUGAACAUGAAAUACAAAGUAAUGAUAUAACGACUAAACAAUGAAUCUGAGCCUGCCACCAUCAUCACGUUUAACUGUUGCAACCGCUGUCCGUGUAGAGACCCAAACGUAGGCUUGUGACCUGUAGGUGGGGGAGGCAGGGCAGUGGGGGAGGCGGGACAGGAAUUCCAUAACUUUCUUCUGUUUUAGGAAUAUUGUUUUUCUCGUGUCUCCUUUUAUUUGAUAUGGAUGUUUUCCUGACAUCGCCCUACUAUUACAAAUGACUCUGGCUAAAUGGCUCUUUUAGCUUCUUGUUCUUCCUGUUUGUCACAACCUAAUUCUACAAGACACAACAAUUGACUUCCUCCCCAUGGCAUUCAUUUCAGAAAAUAAUAAUGAGUUGUAAGUUCUGCAGUGUGUGUUUGGGGUAAUUGUGCUGGAGGAGGUUGGGG